This is a messenger RNA of Saccostrea echinata, 1045 nucleotides long. RefSeq names its product GTP-binding nuclear protein Ran. The transcript has a single exon. NCBI's taxonomy places the organism in Eukaryota, Metazoa, Mollusca, Bivalvia, Ostreida, Ostreidae. Gene Ontology annotation, cellular component: nucleus; cytoplasm. The record is from RefSeq and is a predicted model, not a curated record. Gene Ontology annotation, molecular function: GTP binding; GTPase activity. The coding region runs from base 73 to 714 and encodes 213 amino acids. Gene Ontology annotation, biological process: ribosomal subunit export from nucleus; protein import into nucleus.
CUUUCAUAAAAGAGUGAAACUCUUGGCAGGCGCGCCAUUUUGCGUAGCACACCGGAUUGACUGAGACUCACAAUGGCGGAUCAAAUUCCUACAUUUAAACUUGUUCUUGUGGGAGAUGGUGGUGUGGGAAAGACAACAUUCGUCAAAAGACACGUCACAGGAGAAUUUGAGAAGAAAUAUGUUGCCACACUAGGCGUUGAGGUCCAUCCAUUGAAAUUUCACACAACUCGUGGCGAGAUCAUCUUCAAUGUUUGGGAUACAGCUGGUCAAGAAAAAUUUGGUGGUCUGAGAGAUGGUUACUACAUUCAAGGACAAUGCGCCAUUAUUAUGUUUGAUGUCACAUCUCGUGUGACCUACAAAAAUGUCCCUAAUUGGCACAGAGAUCUGGUGCGCGUUUGUGAAAAUAUCCCCAUUGUUUUGUGUGGAAACAAAGUUGAUAUCAAAGAUCGAAAAGUGAAGGCCAAAGCCAUCGUGUUUCACCGUAAAAAGAACUUACAGUACUACGAUAUUAGCGCCAAGAGUAACUACAACUUCGAGAAGCCGUUCCUUUGGUUGGCCAGAAAAUUGGUUGGAGAUGCCAAUUUGGAAUUUGUUGCUAUGCCUGCCCUCCAACCGCCAGACAUCAAGAUGGACCCAAAUCUAGCUGCACAGUAUGAACAAGAGCUACAAGCCGCAGUAGAGGUCGCACUCCCAGAUGACGACGAUGAUUUAUAGAUUUUAUUAACAUUUUGCUGCUCUCACUGAUAUUUAUAUAUGAAACAAUUAACUUUGUAUUCGUGUGAACUACCUAGUAAAAAUACGUUGCAAGCGAACAAAGAACAGCCUUGCAUAAAAAUUCAGAACAGUUACAGAUGUGAAAAAGUUAACUCGGGGCUUUUAAAAAAGAGACAAAACACGUAUUUGCAAGAGACACAUUGUGACACAUUCACAAACAUUGUUCAAAAAGUCUUUAUCAUAAACUUUAUGUUUUAUUUAAAAUGGUUUUGUUAUAUGAAAAAUGUUUGUAUUUGUGUCAAUUGUAAACAAUAAAUUUAGAAAAACUAAA